AUGGAAACGGUGUUAUCCACGUUUUUGUCGGUAAUAACUGCAGCAGGGGCAGAUAAGGCACUGCUUAUAUGCAAAGGAAUCAAAGGAGCAGAGGAAAUAUCUACAUUCAUUGGUCAAGUGCCACAAUGGAUAAACUACAAUCAGAACCUUGAAGAAUAUCUCCAGAUUCUUAAGAGGAAAAUGGAGUCUUUAGCGAGUGUACAAGCUGAUGUCGUAACUGAGCUUCAAAACACCGAGCAUCAGAGUGGCAGGAAGCGAAAGAGCGAAGUUAACCAUUGGAUGAGGAGUGUACGGGGAAAAUUUGAGGAUGUAAAAAAUGUUGAAGAUGGAUUUAACAGAGUGAGAUAUGUACCGAGAUUUCUCUUUCGUGCAUGGUUAGGGAGUUGCAUUGAGAAAGAAAUCCAACAAGUAAAAGACCUUAUACAACAAGGUUCAUUUCCUACAGGACUUCUACUCAAUGCACCCCAAGGUUGUGGAGAACUGUUAGUGACGAAUAUGUUGAAGGGCGUAGUUGUGAGUCAGAAGUUGGAUGAAAUCUGGGAGCAUCUUGUCAAUGCUACAACUAUAAGGAUUGGUGUUGUAGGACCUGAAGGCAUUGGCAAAAGUGCCAUCAUGGCUCAAGUCUAUAACCAAUUGAACCCAUCUUGUAAUCAAUAUCAUGUUUAUUAUGUUAAUGUACCUCGAAACUUUAGUAUCUACCGCCUUCAAGAUUGCAUUGCGGAAGAAAUAGGUGUGAAACUAAUACAAUCAGAAGGAAGUGAAAUCAAGAGGGCGGCUAAGAUAUUCAAUGUGCUCAAGAAGAAGAAGGUGUUUGUCCUCAUUCUAGAUGGAUUAUCCCAAUAUUUUGCUCUCGAAGAAGUAGGUAUCCCCAUGGAAGGGAAUGAAGGAAAAUUAAUUGUGACAUCUCGAGAUCUAGAUAUAUGUAGAAAAAUGUCAUGCCAAAAGACUGUUAUGUUAGAACCUUUGUCUGCAGAGGAUGCGAAAAAUUUGUUCAUGGAGAAACUAGCAGCAAAUGCUCCUCUUUCUGAAGAAAUUGAGGUUGUUGCUAGCAAUAUUAUUCAGCAAUGCAAUGGUAUACCUUUGAGAAUUAUAGAUAUGGCUGUCCAACUGAGAGGAGUUUCUGAUGUAAAUGAGUGGAGGUGCACAUUGUCUGAAAUGUGA
This is a messenger RNA of Beta vulgaris subsp. vulgaris (sugar beet), 1161 nucleotides long. RefSeq names its product probable disease resistance protein At4g14610. Gene Ontology annotation, molecular function: ADP binding. The record is from RefSeq and is a predicted model, not a curated record. NCBI's taxonomy places the organism in Eukaryota, Viridiplantae, Streptophyta, Magnoliopsida, Caryophyllales, Amaranthaceae. The transcript has a single exon. Bases 1 to 1161 code for a protein of 386 amino acids.